Messenger RNA from Juglans microcarpa x Juglans regia, 937 nucleotides. RefSeq lists its product as uncharacterized. Gene Ontology annotation, molecular function: 3-deoxy-7-phosphoheptulonate synthase activity. The coding region runs from base 269 to 937 and encodes 222 amino acids. NCBI's taxonomy places the organism in Eukaryota, Viridiplantae, Streptophyta, Magnoliopsida, Fagales, Juglandaceae. Gene Ontology annotation, biological process: aromatic amino acid biosynthetic process. The transcript is spliced from 3 exons. The record is from RefSeq and is a predicted model, not a curated record.
CCCUUCCCCCUUUCUCUCCGCAGUCCCUCUUCUCCCUCAACCCUCCGCCGCGCACAGCCCGUCGCCAACGGCCCCAGCAGGCCACUGCGACCUCACCUCGACGGCCACCCCCUCCUUCUCACCCCCAUCACCAACCCACUUACUCUCUGGUUCCCACUUCCGCCAAAGCGUACGACGCCAAGCCCCUGAUCACUCGCAUCUCGGCUGUCCAUGAUGCCGAGCCCUCGACCAAGCAGUCUACGCUGCCCAUCGCGGCAUCGAAUUUGAAAUGGACGGUGGAGACCUGGAAGUCCAAGACUGCGCUGCAGCUCCCGGAGUACCCGGACCAGAAGGAGCUGGACUCGGUGCUCCAGACCAUCGAGGCCUUCCCUCCCAUCGUUUUCGCUGGCGAGGCGAGGCACCUGGAGGAGUUCUUAUGUUUGGUGGUCAAAUGCCUAUCAUUAGGGUUGGGAGAAUGGCGGGUCAGUUUGCGAAACCCAGAUCGGCUCCAUUUGAGGAGAGGGAUGGUGUGAAACUGCCGAGUUACAAAGGAGACAACAUAAAUGGAGAUGCUUUUAACGAGAAAUCAAGGAUUCCGGACCCCCAGAGAUUGAUAAGGGCUUAUUGCCAAUCCGCGGCGACUCUGAACCUUCUUAGGGCCUUCGCCACUGGAGGAUAUGCUGCAAUGCAGAGGAUUAGCGAAUGGAAUCUUGAUUUUGCUGAGCACAGUGAGCAGGGAGAUAGGUAUGCUUUCUUAAACCUAUCUUGGUUUCAUUUCUCCACACUAAACGUGAGCUUGUCAAGUUUUAGCUUUUGGUACUUGACAAUAUUCAACGAGCCUGGAUCAUUGCGUGAAAAUUUGAAGCAUAGCCUAGAACGUGUGUACCCAAAAAACAGGAGAAAAGAUAUCAUUGUGCUUGUUCAUAGUCUGGUGUUUUGUGAGUACCAUGCCUAUUAG